Penaeus chinensis is the source of this 2006-nucleotide messenger RNA. RefSeq names its product nose resistant to fluoxetine protein 6-like. The transcript has 11 exons. The coding region runs from base 1 to 1530 and encodes 509 amino acids. The record is from RefSeq and is a predicted model, not a curated record. Gene Ontology annotation, molecular function: acyltransferase activity, transferring groups other than amino-acyl groups. Lineage: Eukaryota; Metazoa; Arthropoda; Malacostraca; Decapoda; Penaeidae.
AUGAUUUAUUUAUUAUCUACCAGGGCAGUCACAUUAGUGCUCGUGAUCCUGGUGGUGUGGGCCACAGCUUUGGACCUUCAGAAGCCUUGUGACAAAACAACUGGCUGUUUCUGUACUUCUGGUCGUAAGAUGCUCCACUGCUUCUCCUUGGUGCAGAACGGACCCCGCAUUCUCUCGGUGCCAGUCACGCCAAACCAACACCAAACACUUGAUGGAUUAAGAGUUGUUAGCAUGGCGUGGGUCAUCCUUGCACACCGCUACAUGCUGUUUCUCGUCUCUGCCUCCAAUCCCAACGACAUUCUGCAACACAUGACAAACUGGCGGUACUGGUGGGUGUUCAAUGCUUACCCUUCAGUGGACACCUUCUUCUUCAUCUCUGCCUUUCUGGUCUCUGUAUACCUGAAGGAGCGACUUCACAACUUCAAUUUCACUGGAUUUUACGUACAGCGAUACUUGAGGCUUGUGCCCACAAUGCUGUAUACAGUGUGGGGGUGUGGGACAGUGCUGCGCCAUCUGGGUUCAGGCCUCGUCUGGGAUCGUACAUACCAGGAUAUGUUUGGACAACCAUGUACUUCUAGCGCGUGGUACAAUUUGCUUUUCAUCAACAACUUCAAUGACUCUGGUGACAUGUGUCUAGGACACCUCUGGUCGUUGGCAGUAGAGUGGCAGUUCUUCCUCGUGACGCCUCUGAUUCUCAUUCCUCUGUACCGCUGGCCAACUUGGCGCUUCCGUUGGCUCCCGUUGGUGGUCACUCUCAUCCUCUCAAUUGUGGUACCCGCUGCCAUCACAAUUUCCAAAGACUUGCCUCCUACAGCAUCAUUCUGGGAACACCAAUCUACGCAAAUGUAUUACAACCACAUCUACAUGGCGCCGUGGUGUCGCGCUGGGCCAUACUGUGUAGGCUUAGCAGCCGGUUGGCUAUACCACUGGAUGACAGAAAACAGCAUUACACUCAAGCCGACAUGGAUACGAGCUGGCAAAAUCAUGAGUUUUGUCGUGGUUGCUGGCGUGCUUACCGGUCCAAGUUUCCUGACAGGACAAGGGCGGUACUGGGCAGCCCUUUACUCGUCCCUCUCAAGACCCGCCUGGGGCUGCGUCAUAGCCUUCCUCGUGCUUAACACCGCCAGAGGCAAGCCAGGUGUGAUUGCGCAUUUUUUCUCCCACCCGAUGUUGGCCCCCUUAUGCAAGGUGUCUUACUGCAUGUACCUGGUUUCCCUUCCAAUGCAGACUAUGACAACUGGGAUGGCACAUAAAAACCAUUACGAUCAACUAACAGCUGUGUAUUUGGUGGUCGGCGACCUCGUGUUCAGCUACGGCGCAAGUCUUGCUCUUGCCUUGCUAGUGGAAUCCCCUUGCACGCGCCUCCUGUCGCUUCUGACGUCAGGAAAGCUCUUGCAGCGCAGCCAGCCACCGAAGCCCCAGGCCAAGACGAGUGUGAAGGAGGCGCCCAAGAGGCCUAGUAAUACCCAGGAGCUCGUAAGGGCAACACUUGCCCCGACUUUCAGCUGUGUCAGAUACAGAAAUCUGUAACUUCUCAAAACACAUUCAUAUCAUUUGUAAAUAUUUGACCUUACAUAUACUGAGCAAUUAUAUUAGUUGAUGUAUGCUCUCCCUGUACAGUAGUUUUUUUUAUUUAUUUGUACAAAUUAAUGUUGAAAUGUUUAUAAACUGUGAUGUGAUGCUUAGUCGUAGAUAAGUAUAUUUAAAUAGCGUCAAAGAUAUUUCUCUAAGAAGUAUCAUCAUGUAUAAAGUGUCAUGUGCAUUAAUUUUCAUACUCAUAAAACUCAUACUACUCAUCAACUUAUCUAAUUAUGUAUAGUGAAAAUACCUGCAUUCCCUGCACACACACACACACACACACACACACACACACACACACACACACACACACACACACACACACACACACACACUCGUACACGCAUAUAUGUGUAUACGUAUUUAGAAACUGUAUCGGUGUACUGUAUUCAUUCUCAUAAAAUUCCAUAUAUCUUGUGAUAAAAUAC